CUACCACCUGACGUCACGCGCUCGGCGCUUACGCCGGAAGUUGCCGACAUCCCGCUCGAUUAUUGACAUAAACUGGAGCGUCUCGGUGUUGGAAUGUGCCGCGUCUUCACUGAGAUUUGAAGGAGAUACCAUUCAAGAGCUGUACUCGCCAGUGGCAUCGAUGUCGGUAGAAGGGUCGCAGCACGGGGGAGACCGGCGCCGUAGCAAGUGGGACCAGCCAGGCCCUCCUAUGAAUUCCGUGCAGCAGCCUCUCAUGAUCACAUCAGGUGCGCCACCAGUAACGCCAUCAACCGGCCUUUUCACUGCCCAGGUGGCUCCAACUCAUGGCCUCGGAGUGUCUGCUUCUGGAAGCACUGACAGUUCAAGCACACCUUCUGGUGCACUGGAUGCAGCUGCAGCAGUUGCUGCCAAGAUAAAUGCCAUGCUGGUUGCUAAAGGCAAACUGAAACCCUCUCAGAUCGGAAGCACGGAAAAGGUGCAAGGGCCUGGAAAAGCCCAGACAGCAGCCAAGGCCAAAGAUGACCUGGUAGUCGCCGAGGUUGAAAUCAAUGAUGUUCCUUUGACCUGCAGAAACCUGCUGACAAGAGGCCAGACACAAGAUGAGAUCAGUCGAAUCAGUGGAGCUGCAGUUUCUACAAGGGGCCGGUUUAUGACUGCUGAUGAGAAAUGGAAAGCAGGCCUUGGGGACCGGCCACUUUAUUUACAUGUGCAAGGCCAGUCACGAGAUGUGGUGGACAGAGCUGUAAAUAGAAUAAAAGAGAUCAUUACCAAUGGAGUUGUGAAGGCUGCUACCAGUUCCAGCCCAACAUUCAAUGGCGCUACUGUUACAGUGUACCAGCAGCCUGCCCAAGCUGCUCAGCCACUUCCUGCUGCCGGAGCCAAUAUCACAGUCUACCACCAGCCAGCAUCGGCCGUACAGUCAUUACCUGUAGCUCCCCAGAAGCCUCAGUUUCAAACUGGAAUGCAUUAUGUUCAAGAUAAAGUGUUUGUGGGUUUAGAACAUGCAAUUCCAUCUUUCAAUGUGAAAGAGAAGGUGGAGGGGCCCAACUGUUCUUUUCUACAGCACAUCCAGAGUGAAACGGGAGCUAAAGUGUUUCUUCGGGGCAAAGGCUCUGGCUGCAUUGAGCCAGCAUCAGGGAGGGAAGCGUUUGAGCCAAUGUAUAUAUACAUCAGUCAUCCUAAACCAGAGGGCUUGGCAGCAGCAAAGAAGCUCUGCGAGAAUUUAUUACAAACGGUUCACGCAGAGUAUUCCUGUUUUUUGGGGCAGAUGAGUGCAAUAAUUCCCACACCAGGUUAUAGUCAGCCGCCUGCACUUAAUGGGGUCGUACAGCAGAUGUCUUACUACCCGCCCAGUGGCUUCCAGCCUGGUUAUUCUGUAGCAACACCUUCCCAGCAGCCUGUUCUUCCCUCCUUUGGAAUGCCAAGUGCAAUGCCUUCCCAGGUACCCUCUGUUCCUGCAGGAAUCCUGCCACCCAGCACACAGUACUCCCUUACACAGCCCACUGAGUCGGUGCAUCAGCAACCCCUGUCAGCUGGAAGUUUCCCCAACAUGGUGCCUGCCCCUGGAAAGUCUGUCCAGCCAGCUGGUCAUCCGCCUCAGAAGAGGCGCUUCACUGAGGAGGUGCCAGAUGAGAGGGGCACAGGACUCCUGGGUUACCAGCAUGGACCCAUUCAUAUGACUAAUUUAGGUACAGGCUUCUCCAUGGACAGCUCCAGUGAGUCGGGACCACCUCAGGGUAGUGGCACCAGCCUGCUGACAGAGCGCGACAGCAGACAGUUGAUGCCACCACCACCAGUACCGGUCAAUGGCUCCAGAACAGAGAUGGAGGAAAGGAGAGUUUCAAUCCCUGCCUUGGAUCAUCCUGUCAAGAGAAUGAAGACCUCCUUGAAAGGAGCCGGGCUCGUGGCAUACUCCGGGGACUCUUCCGAUGAAGAGGACGAUUACUGCAACAGUAAAAGCGCAAGUAGUUUUGGACAGGCAGUGAAUUCUGGGUUCCGCUGCUCUUUCCCGGUCACAGCGGACUAAACAGCAACACAUUCCAUUCUGGAUGGCACCUUAGCGGACCUUUGUGCCCUCGUCAUGACUGUCCACGUGCUCUCAACCCUGCAUGCUCUGGCACUUCUUUCAUGGACCAUAAAGGGACGCCACCCAGACCUGGAGACGCCCAGACCAGCACCACCCUGGCACAUGAAGCCUUGAGGCAUUGGUGGGGUUGGCUGCUUUUUUUUCCCCUUUUCUUUAAUUUGACCUUUUAUUAUUAUUAUUUUUUUUUUUUUUUUUUCCCCAUUGCAGUUGACUUUUCUUAGAAAUUUGUUGAUCUUUUAUUUUGUGAACUUGCAGCACAAUAAACUUCUGAAGGAGUGCA
This is a messenger RNA of Erpetoichthys calabaricus (reedfish), 2366 nucleotides long. RefSeq names its product KH domain containing 4, pre-mRNA splicing factor (gene khdc4). The coding region runs from base 161 to 2026 and encodes 621 amino acids. The record is from RefSeq and is a predicted model, not a curated record. Gene Ontology annotation, cellular component: nucleus. Gene Ontology annotation, molecular function: RNA binding. Lineage: Eukaryota; Metazoa; Chordata; Cladistia; Polypteriformes; Polypteridae. The transcript is spliced from 14 exons.